UCAGAGAAAGAUAGAAAAAUAUGUGGCAGCUAAAGGAAGGAAAUAGGUAUGUGUGAGGAAUAUAUUACAUAUCUGAAAUAAUUCAGCCAGAAUCCCGAUCAACGAUCAGUCGGUAAUUGAUCCUGUUAGAAUCUGAAGACAAGGAGUUCCUGGCCGCGUCUUCAUCUGUCCUCAGAGGGAAGAAAAGAAGUGAUCCGUCACGGAGCCAUGAAUCCUGAAUAUGACUACUUGUUCAAGCUGCUCCUCAUCGGGGACUCUGGCGUAGGAAAGUCCUGCCUCCUGCUACGAUUUGCAGAUGAUACCUACACAGAGAGCUACAUCAGCACUAUUGGGGUGGAUUUUAAGAUCCGCACCAUUGAGUUGGAUACAAAGACCAUCAAACUGCAGAUUUGGGACACUGCAGGUCAGGAGAGGUUUCGUACCAUCACCUCCAGUUACUACCGUGGAGCACAUGGUAUCAUAGUUGUAUAUGAUGUUACGGAUCAAGAGUCCUAUAACAAUGUCAAACAGUGGCUUCAGGAAAUCGACCGUUAUGCCAGUGAAAAUGUCAACAAGCUGCUGGUGGGCAACAAGUGUGACCUGACAACUAAGAAGGUGGUGGACUACACCACAGCCAAGGAGUUUGCUGACUCGUUGGCCAUCCCCUUCUUAGAGACAAGUGCCAAGAACGCCACUAACGUGGAACAGUCUUUCAUGACCAUGGCAGCGGAGAUUAAGAAGCGUAUGGGACCUGGUGCCACAGCCAGUGGGGAAAAACCUAACUUAAAAAUUGAGAGCACCCCCAUCAAACCAUCUGGAGGCGGCUGCUGUUAAAAGGAUCAAUCCCAUCUCCCUUCUGUUUUCCCUUCUAUCACCAAAACACCUUGUGACGUACAACUCCCACACUCACCUCCCUCUUAGUGUCAAGGAUCAGUCAGAGGAGUAAACUCCUAUAGGGCAUUUAGAUCACAUUGAAUAUUUAACCCCUUCCACCGACCUUAUUAGCUACCCUUUCGUAAUUCACUCACACCAACCAGCUGAGGAACAUCAGUCUGUUUUGAAAUGGACUGUGUGAAAAGAGCUUUUGUUAGGGUUCAUUGGAUAUCAUCUAGACAACAACAAAAGGCAGUUAGUGUCCGAGGGUUAAGGAUAGUAGGAGAAAGAAUCUUGGACUACUUUCACUUUCUGCCAAGAGAUCAAAAUGAAAAUCACUUUGGGGGAAACUGGUAUGACUGUUGAUAGAAAAUCAGUAAAAUAAAAUGUUUAGAUAUCACUAACACGCACACACUCAUAGGUUGGCAUGGGUUAAAGUCGUAUGGCCAUAAACAUUUACUACUGAACAUACUUAGUACAUGUUGAACAGAGACAACUUUUUGCUGUUUCCUGAUAAGAAAGUGGGUAAUCUCCUCCAUCUUUUCCUUUCUUCAUAAUCCUCUCAAAUGAGUUAUUUGUAGCUAGCUACAAGUAACUCAUUUGAGAGAAAGCUAUGGAAGUAGCUGGCUACUUGUUACAAAGCUACCUAGCUUGUUAAAAAGCUAGCUACAAGCAGCUAAUUACAUGUCACAAACAACAAAUGACAAAUCUAGCUGGCUACUUGUAGCUAGCUUUAGGAAUAUUAUUAAAAGUCAGUUCCUUGUAUCCUAAAGCUAGCUGCAAGUAGCUCUAACUAGCUAGUUAAUUGUAGCCAGCAACAAAUUACUUGUUGCAAAUCUAGCUGGCUACUUAGAGCCACUUUAGUAAUAGUCACAAAUAAGAUAUUUACUUUUAGCCUAAAGCUUGCUGCAAGCAUCUAAAAACAGCUGACUUGUUACAAAGCUCGCUAACUACUUGUAUCUUGCUUUAGGCAGAUUAGAGACUGUCUCCAAUAAUCUAGCUAACUCCUUGUAGCUCUCUGUUUCUAAACUGCCUAAACCAAGGAAACUUGUGUUAUGUGAGAUUUUUCAAAUCAUUGCAUUUAUUUACACAUUUACUUAGAUUUUACACAGUUUACAUUUCAUGUUUUUUUUUUGUUUUUUUGGUAGAGCUAGAUUAAUUUACAAAUGGCUGAUUAAGGAAUUCCCUAUUUCAAAUAAUGCAGCUUAGCUAAUUCCACGUGUCGAUAAUGUGGCUGUCUCGCAUAUUGUGCUUCUAAGAGCUGUAAAAUCUGUUUUUAAGUCAUAAGUCUGUAUAUAAAUUUAUAAAACUAGAAGCACUCCACUAAGUCAUAAGGUCACUCACCUGAGAAAACCGCCAAUAGGCCCAACACCUCACCUAGUACACCUAUAUUUUUAACUUUCUGGAUCAGCAGAUCCAGAAUAUCAACAAUAAUAAUAAUAAUCUCUUUUUUUUUUUGUCUGCUAAUGAUUAUGGGCAUUAUCUGUUGAGUUAGAAGCUGUAAUGGCAAACUGUUCCCUAUUGCCCUAUUGUAAAGAAUCCUUUAAAAAAGACUCCUGGAUCCAGACAAUGAUAUGGAUCACCCCUGAAAUGUAAUCACUUGAUCCUUUAUUGUAAAUUCCUGAAAGUUUAAUCAAAAUCUGUCCAUAACUUUUUGAGUUAUGUUGCUAACAGACAGACAAACUAAUGUAGCCAGAAACACAAUAAAAAAAAGAACAGAAGCUAAAGAAUGAAUGCAGAAUACGUUUUGGCUAUGCUCCAACAAAUGAGUGAGGAAUAAUCAGAUGGAAGAGAAAUAUUCAGCCUCUCUUACUACAAUAGGACCAAGUUAGGAGUGACAAGCUGCCGAGGCAGCAUUCAACUCUAGCUGCAGCUACAAUACGAUAUAAUAAAUCAAUAUCAGCUGACAUCUAGUGCUCUGUUUUGUUACUUUAGCAUUAUAUGAUGCUUUUUUUUAUUCUUCCCCCUCAAAUUAUUGAUUAAAAUAUAGAUACAUUUAAAAAUGAUUUAAUUUUGUUUUCUGUUAGCUGAUAAAUGAAUGUUGUAAGGUAGUAUUUUACAGUUUGUAUUUAAAAUACAAGCCCAAAGUAAUCCCACAUGCUAAACAAUUUAUUAUUUGUUCUUUUAUUGAGCUUUUUCUACUUCUAAAUGAUAAAAAAAUAAUAAUAAUAAUCAAGUGGGGGGCGAAAUUGCCUCCUGUUUCUCUGUAAACACCACCUUUAUUAUUUUAAUGCUGCGUUGGCAGGGUGUCCAAAUGACUCCCUCUGGUGGUUAUAGGGGGUAUUGGAAUACUGGUGGUUCUAGCCUUAAAAAAACGUGGUAAUCUGGAUCAUCCCCAAAAUCUAAACUGUUCUUCCUUAUUCUGUUUCUGAGAUUUCCUGAAAGAAUUCAUUAAAAUCUAUUACUUUUUGAGCUAUGUUACUAACAGACAGACAAACGUACAGCGUUAAAACAUAACCUCCGGUUUGGCGGAGGUAAUAAUUUACUGAUAAA
This is a messenger RNA of Melanotaenia boesemani (Boeseman's rainbowfish), 3345 nucleotides long. RefSeq names its product ras-related protein Rab-1A-like. Gene Ontology annotation, molecular function: GTP binding; GTPase activity. The coding region runs from base 208 to 813 and encodes 201 amino acids. The transcript is spliced from 6 exons. The record is from RefSeq and is a predicted model, not a curated record. Lineage: Eukaryota; Metazoa; Chordata; Actinopteri; Atheriniformes; Melanotaeniidae.